This is a messenger RNA of Macaca mulatta (Rhesus monkey), 793 nucleotides long. The record is from RefSeq and is a predicted model, not a curated record. NCBI's taxonomy places the organism in Eukaryota, Metazoa, Chordata, Mammalia, Primates, Cercopithecidae.
AUGGGUUAUAGAGGCCCAGGGUCUGAGUCAGAGGAGCUUGUCUGCCUGUCCUUGGUCAUAUCACCCUCAUGCUGUGCAGAGUUUGGAGCAGCACAUUUGGGUGGCACGGCCAAGCUCGGCAUCAUCAGAAUGAUAAGUCAAGAUGGCAGAAGUGGAGCAGAAAAAGCAGCGAAGCAGAAGCAGCAGACCUUCUGCAAGUUCACCUCCUGUGGCGUGCACCCCGACCUGCUGCGGGACUUGUCACGCGAGCAGCGAAUGAAGCUGCACUGUGGCCUAUGGCAGAACCAGCACUCGCUGCUGAAGGGCCUGUGCAAGGUCAAGAAGUGGGCACUGCCUAUGCAGAAGCCAGAGGUGGUGAACGCGCACCUGCAGGACAUGAUCAUCCUGCCCCAGAUGGGAGACAAGAUGGUGGAUAGCAUGGUGGGCGUCUACAACGGCAAAGCCUUCAACCAAGUGGAGGGCAAGCCCGAGAGGAUUGGCCAUUACCUCGAUCACCUACAAGCUUGUGAAGCACUGCCCGGCCAGGCAUCAGAACCACCCACUCUUCCCGUUUCACCGCCCUCAAGGAGUCUGCUCAGCCAAUAAAGGCACACACAUUUCUUAAAUAAAAAAAUAAAUAAAUAACAAAAUGUCUUUUCUCACGGAAAUUUGAAUGAUUGCAAUAUUUUGUGGAGCUAAGGCUUUGAAUUAGAUUCGUUCUAUUUAUGAAACCAAGAAACUUGGUUUCUAGCUACAAACCAAGAGUGGCAAAACAAGAUUGGUUCUUUAAUGAAGGCAUAAAAUAAACACCUAA